AUGUUAUAUGAAUUAGUAGGAAUUGUACGUACUUUGAACCGUACUUCACAAACGACCGAAGCCAAGGAACUUCUUACAACAGUUGGGAAACUGAUUUUGAAUAAUAGAGGUGUAAUAAGAAAGAUUGUACCGUUAGGUCAAAGACAACUACCGAAAAUCAUGAAGAAGGACCAAGAACAACAUAUCAAUGGGUAUCAUUUCCUAAUGUUAUUCGACUCAUCUACUGCGGUCCAAUCUGAAAUCCUUAGAACGUUAAAGAAGGAUCCCAGAGUCAUUAGAUCGUCUAUUGUUAAAGUAGAUUUAGAGAAAAGGUUGAAUACUCCUUCUUCGUUGCAUAAAGCAUUAGGUCAAGAUUCUGUAGUUCAAGCAAAACACUAA
Messenger RNA from Maudiozyma barnettii, 378 nucleotides. RefSeq names its product mitochondrial 37S ribosomal protein bS6m (gene MRP17). The record is from RefSeq and is a predicted model, not a curated record. Lineage: Eukaryota; Fungi; Ascomycota; Saccharomycetes; Saccharomycetales; Saccharomycetaceae. The transcript has a single exon. Gene Ontology annotation, molecular function: structural constituent of ribosome; small ribosomal subunit rRNA binding. The coding region runs from base 1 to 378 and encodes 125 amino acids. Gene Ontology annotation, cellular component: ribosome; mitochondrial small ribosomal subunit. Gene Ontology annotation, biological process: translation.